Penaeus indicus is the source of this 4587-nucleotide messenger RNA. Its product is annotated as leucine-rich repeat-containing protein 58-like. The transcript is spliced from 4 exons. The record is from RefSeq and is a predicted model, not a curated record. Gene Ontology annotation, molecular function: protein binding. The coding region runs from base 192 to 1487 and encodes 431 amino acids. Gene Ontology annotation, biological process: signal transduction. NCBI's taxonomy places the organism in Eukaryota, Metazoa, Arthropoda, Malacostraca, Decapoda, Penaeidae.
UGACGGAAACAAACAUUGAUGUUACUAAGCAGUCGAGACGCGAGAGAGCACAGUCUAGGUGGACUAUGCUCGGGAAAUGUUGCAGUGCUCGCGUUCUCCAUGGUUAUCGCACGUGGAAUGAGUUCUAGUGUGUAAUGUGACGAAUUCUUUUUAAGUAUUUCGGUUGAAGAAGGGGUCAAAUAGCCGGCAAGAUGUAUUAUUCUUCGGAGAGUUCGGAUAGUGAGAACACGGCGGAGUCUCAUAGCCUGGACUUCUCCUACCUGAUGCUGGACACGGACUCUCUCGCGAUGCAUUUGAGGAACAGCGUGCGCGAGCAGCAGCUGAACAGACAAGAACAGGUCAAACAAUACGUUACGGUAUGUGAUAAAUCAACGGAAACUAGUCAGUCGAACUGUGAUAGUGGCACGAGGCCGCGGAAUUCUGAGCCUAGACAAGAUGUGGACGACAUGAUGGCCAGACUAGUCGUUUCUUCUGCCAAGGCUAACGACCAGGACGAGGAUAGUGGUUGUGAUACAGUCACUGAGAAGUUGUUCUUGCAGCACAACAUGCUUUUAACAUUACCCUUUGAAGUAGUUAAGUUUACUAAUCUGAAGAUGCUAGAUCUGUCAAACAACAGCUUGACACAUGUGAAUGACUUUGUGUUGCAUCUUCCGGAGUUGCAAACCUUGUAUCUCCGCAACAACAGUUUGACGGAUGAUUCGCUACCUAAAGAACUGUCAACUCUCUCAAAACUAAGAGAACUAAAUCUGAGUGGGAAUCAGUUGACUGUGGUGCCAAGUCAACUCUAUGAGAUGAGUACGUUGAAGUACCUGUACCUCGGAAACAACAUGAUAACAGAAGUCUUACCAGACAUCAGAGCCAUGCAAGGAUUGCAAGUGCUUCAUCUUGGGGGAAACUGCUUAGAGUCCGUCCCAGAUGAGUUGGGGGAACUACAGCAGCUCGGAGCGCUAGUCUUGUGCGACAACCGCCUGUGCAAUCUUCCCCGUGCAAUCUCAAAUCUCACACGCCUACGCUCUCUUCUCCUGCACAAAAAUAAUCUGUGCUGUCUUCCGGUUGGGGCCGUCAAGCUAAGAAGUUUAACGGAGUUGAGUCUUCGAGACAAUCCCCUCGUCACACGGUUUGUCAACUCUUGUGCACGGGAACUCAUGUACAACUCGCCCACACUGCUGGAGCUGGCAGCCCGGGUUAUAAAGCUGAAGAAGAUUCAGUAUACGAAUGAAGAUCUCCCGCAAACCCUUAUCACAUAUUUGAGUUCCGGACAGAGAUGUGUAAAUCCCAAAUGCAAAGGCAUGUACUUCACAUCGUGCGUGGAACAUAUAAAAUUCGUUGACUUCUGUGGAAUGUACAGAGUGCCUUUAAUGCAUUACCUGUGUUCGUCACGUUGCUCCUCUAAGACGCCAGCUUACUACCGAGCUUCAUCUUCAGAGUCUGAGAGUGAAGAAGAUGAACAACCAGCUGCUAGAAUGAAGAGAGUUUUGCUGGGAUAAAUUUGAUCUGCGAGUGUUUUGCAGUCUAAAACUUGUUAGACUGCAUGUGAUGGGAAAAUGGACAGUUGAGAGGUAGUGUUGAGACUCAUUGGUAUUGAGAUUAGUGAAAAGGCCUUAGUGAUGUGUGGUGUGUUAUGCCUUUGUUACAGAUCAUGAUAGAAGUGAUUGAAGACUAAUUGCCAGAUAAUCUCAAGGGGUGGAAGUUUCUGAUGAAGAAAGAUAGUAGCUGUGUUCGUGUGGAAAAAUCCAUUACUGUUUGACCUAUCUCCAUGGUUCCAAGUCCAAUAUUGAAGACUAGAUUUAGUUUUUUAAUGCCUAAUUGUUUGCAGUAUUUCAUCUCAGAUUAUCGUACAUCUGCCACAGGUUACAGUAGAACAUGAAAAAUACAUGAUAUUGAAAGAAUAUUAUAAUUUUUUAUGAUAUGAAAUAUGAAAUAUGUGAAAAGGAUGUGAUGCUUCAGAAUAUGUUUACUAAAAGUUUGGCAGCAAAGCAUUUUUUUUUUUAUGUAUUAUUGGUUUGCUGAUAAAAAAUGAACUCAGAAUAUUUAUGUCACAUUGCAGCAAAAUAGAUUUCUAUGACAUAAAAUAUCAGGAAUGAGAUUGAACCAUUAUCAUUUUCCCCACACUUCUCUCUCUUUCUUUCUUCCCUUCUUUGAAUUGCAAGUGGAAGUAAGGAAAUAUCACUUUUUCUGUAUAGUAGUCUUCAAAUGUGAAGAAAACUUAUUAUAUGAUAACUGAAAUUUUGAGUUUGUUCAUUGGUAGCUAUAGUUAAUGUACAAGUUAUCAAUACUGUGCAACUUUAUUUUGAAUAAUAUAUAUAUAUUUUUUUUUUUUUUCAAACAUUUCUGUCAGUGAAGGAAAAGGUGAAGUCAUUGCAACUUAUCAUUCUGUAGUGAGGAAUAUACAUUGAGAGAAUUGUGCAUAUGAUCUUACUCUUCCAAUUCAGUCUUUGUUAAGCAUUUUCAGCUAGAACUAAUAUAAACACAAAUUACAGUCCUUACUCAAAAGUGCCAAAUUUUGCUAGAAUAUGAAUAGCUGUAGAUUUAAUUAUAUACAUAUAUAUGUACUUUCUCUAUACAUAGUUAGGAUUAUAAUAAAGGUCAUUUGCUAAAAAGUAUAAUGCAGUGGAAAGUAGAACUAUAAAACCUUUAACAUUGUCAUUCUCUUAUAGGUCAGCUGACAUCAAUAUGUCAGGUCAACAGUAUUGCAAGAAAAUAUAUUUUAAUCAGGUAUUAAAAGUAUUUUCUCAGAUUUGAUAAGAUUUUUGUUAACUUUUGGAUAACCAUAUUAGUUGGAAGAGCUUCUUUUAAGGUGCGGUUACAUGGGAAAGAUAACAUGUAUGGCAGUUGCACCAUGUGCAUAGGCCACUAUUUUCUCUUAUACACACUUGGUCUACUAGAUUUAAUUUCUCUGAAUUAACCUGAGAUGUUGGCUCUUCUGAACAAUUCUGUCCAUGUGCUUGAACCCAGUUGAUGCAUGUAGGAAUCUGCAACAUAAUGUCCACAUCUUAGGAGAACUUUUAUAUUAUCAGAGAUUUGUUAGUGAUGAAAUGCUCUUGUGAUCGUGCCUUUAGAUAAUGCUACCUGUUUUUUGCUUAUGUUUUCUUUUCAUCUCAUUUACCAAAAGUUUUAGUGUAAACUGCCAGCUGUGUGUAUUUCAAAUACUAUGCAAGUAAUUCAUCACUGCCAACAGUAACUUUGGAAACCUGAGUGGAAAGCUAUGGGCUGGUAACUUAUGAUCACAGUAGAAGUAUUUUGAUAUGUUCUUUCUGUGUUGACAUAUUAGUUGUUGUUGUUUUUUUGCAAUUACUCUUUUGGUGUGUUAUAUAGUGAGAGUUGUAGGCUAUUAGGAUUAAGCUGUAUUUCAGAGCAACAGCAAAUACAUUUUUGUUGAAUCAAGCAUUACUGUUAACACCAAUUCAAAGAAAUUUUUUAUUAGAAUUUCAUUGUUUGAAAGUAUAACAAUUGUUAUUUUUUAAUUAAAAUUACAUUUUCAUUUAUAUAACCAGUAACUGCAAUGAACAAUGAUUGAACUAUUUCAACUAUUAUGAACUUGGUCUUGCAGCAAAUCUUCGAAGAAGCAUAUUUAAUAUCUAAGAACACUGAACAGAACCAAGAAUCUACAUGUUCCCCACUUGCCUAUCAUCUUUAGAAGUUUGAUUAUUUAUGACAGUUUAUGGUAAUCACACAUUGUAUGUGCUGCUAUCUUCUACAAUUUUUCAGUGUAGAUAUGUCUGCAAACAGUCUUCCAUUUUUUUGUGUGUCAAUUAAAACCUGAGCAUAAGUAGACAUAGUAAUCAAAUAAUGUCCAUUUCACCCAACAUUUACAAGCUUUAAUAACAUUAAAGAUAGUUUAUUAUGCCCAUAUAGUUGAUAAUUGGGUAAAUUUUGAGAUACUGAAAAGAGAAUUUCUGGUCAUCAGCUAGUACUUACCAACCAAACACCAUAAAUAUGAAUGGUGUCAGAAUCCUCAUACAUGUCACAUUUAUCUUCUGACAUGAAGAUGAAAUCCAGAAUGAUUAGAUAACUUUUGUCUCAUCUUUCAUGAAAACUAUUUUAUGUAUAGUGGAUUUCUCAGUCAUUGCAUCUACAGCAGUUGAAGUUCAGUCAUUCAUGUUUGGAGUGUUUAUAUUUUGAACACUAUUCAGUUCUCAGAAUAAAGAUAAGAAAAAAUAUAACUAGUAGCCUAUAACUCUCCAAAAUUUGCCUUCCGUAACCUCUGUUCUGUAUCAUUCCUUUCACGUCUGUUUUUAUGUAUUUGUAUAUUAUUUCAACCUUAACUGUAUCCAAUUUGUCACAUUUUAUAGUGUUGUUUUAUUACUUUUAGGUUAAUGUUUUUGAGUUAUGGAGACAUAUAGUAAAAGUUAUAUUUUAUUAGUUGUAGAAAUAUUACACCAUUGUUUUUCACCAAUUAGGAUGAAAAAUAAGGAAGGCAUACUUUAUAAACUGUGAUUAGGGAAUUAUAGAAAUUUAUUAGUGAUAAAGAAUGAAUACUAACCAUUAAGACAGAAAUCAAACAUUAUUUGUAUGAAAAUGUAUUGUAUAUUUUUUCUUUUCUUUUUUUUGAUAGAAAAGAACAAAAUAAACAAUUUAGUUUUUCUA